CGCCUUUCCUAGUCUCGCCUGCAUCCGGCGCGCGGCUCUGCCUGCAGCUAGGUCCGCAUCUCUGCGCUCGCUCUGAUCCGAGUUCGCCCGCUUGGGUCCGCCGUCCGCGUCCGCAUCCUCCCGGCCCCGCGCUCACCAUGGCUCAGGUUCUCAGAGGCACCGUGACUGACUUUCCUGGAUUUGAUGAUCGGGCUGAUGCGGAGACGCUUCGGAAGGCCAUGAAAGGCCUGGGCACCGAUGAGGAGACCAUCCUGACUCUGUUAACGUCCCGAAGUAAUGCUCAGCGCCAGAAGAUUGCCGAGGCCUUUAAGACUCUGUUUGGCAGGGAUCUUCUGGAUGACUUGAAAUCAGAACUGACUGGAAAAUUUGAGAAAUUAAUUGUGGCCCUGAUGAAGCCCUCCCAUCUCUAUGAUGCCUAUGAGCUGAAGCAUGCUCUUAAGGGAGCUGGGACAAAUGAAAAAGUUCUGACAGAAAUUAUUGCUUCAAGGACAUCUGACGAAAUAAGAGCCAUAAAAGAAGUGUAUGAAGAAGAGUAUGGCUCAAGCCUGGAAGAUGACGUGGUGGGGGAUACAUCAGGGAACUACCAGAGAAUGUUGGUGGUCCUCCUUCAGGCAAACAGGGACUCUGAUGCUGGAAUUGAUGAAAAUCAGGUUGAACAAGAUGCUCAGGCUCUGUUUCAGGCUGGAGAACUGAAAUGGGGGACAGAUGAAGAAAAAUUCAUCACCAUCUUUGGAACACGAAGUUUGUCCCAUUUGAGAAGAGUGUUUGACAAGUACAUGACUAUAUCAGGAUUUCAAAUUGAGGAAACCAUUGACCGGGAGACUUCUGGUAAUUUGGAGCAGCUACUGCUUGCUGUUGUGAAAUCUAUUCGGAGUAUUCCUGCCUACCUUGCAGAAACCCUCUACUAUGCUAUGAAGGGAGCCGGGACAGAUGACCAUACCCUCAUCAGAGUUAUGGUGUCCAGGAGUGAGGUUGAUCUGUUUAACAUUAGGAAGGAGUUCAGGAAGAAUUUUGCCACCUCUCUUUAUUCCAUGAUUAAGGGUGACACAUCUGGGGACUAUAAGAAAGCCCUGCUGCUGCUCUGUGGAGGAGAGGAUGACUGACGUGCUGCUGGGGAGUGCCUUCCCGGCCCUGUGCCGGCCCCUGCCCCACCGCCUUCCCCACACUUGCAGCUCAGCUUCCAGAAGCCAGCGCCCACCACCUUGCCUUACUCACUGUAGCACGCUGCUGAAUAAGGAGGAGAAGAUAGUGGUGCUUCUGUUUGCUCUUCCAGUGAGACCCUCCUGCGUCUGACACUUGCAGUACUGAAGUGCAUUACGUUACUAUGUCAAGUGCCUGCAUCCUUCGUAGUUUUCUCUAAAAGGGCAGAUCGCUUUUAGCCUUUUAUAAAGCUUCAUGUAUAUUAAAUUCAUAACCAUAUUACCUUUAGCAGAACCUUAGCCUUAAAAUUGUGAACUCCUGGAAAUGUUAUUAAUCAAGUUUACUACUCAAUUAAACCUACAAAACUAUGGUAAAAGAUUAAUGACAAAUAAACAUUUCUUUCCCUCUGAA
This is a messenger RNA of Octodon degus (degu), 1551 nucleotides long. RefSeq names its product annexin A5 (gene Anxa5). Gene Ontology annotation, cellular component: cytoplasm. The record is from RefSeq and is a predicted model, not a curated record. The transcript is spliced from 13 exons. NCBI's taxonomy places the organism in Eukaryota, Metazoa, Chordata, Mammalia, Rodentia, Octodontidae. Gene Ontology annotation, molecular function: calcium-dependent phospholipid binding; calcium ion binding. Bases 138 to 1103 code for a protein of 321 amino acids. Gene Ontology annotation, biological process: negative regulation of coagulation.